Messenger RNA from Pseudocercospora fijiensis CIRAD86, 1336 nucleotides. RefSeq lists its product as uncharacterized. NCBI's taxonomy places the organism in Eukaryota, Fungi, Ascomycota, Dothideomycetes, Mycosphaerellales, Mycosphaerellaceae. The record is from RefSeq and is a predicted model, not a curated record. Gene Ontology annotation, molecular function: peroxidase activity. Bases 1 to 1278 code for a protein of 425 amino acids. The transcript has 3 exons.
AUGUCGCCAAGAUCUCUUUUCGCUGCUCUCGCAGCCGCCCAAGGCGCUCUUGCGUACCCUUGGGUCGUGAAUGCUCCUGGUGUGGACUCAUCCAUGCUGCCACGAUCCAGCCGCCUUAAUAUGCCACGAGAUGGUCCAGACUGUCCUUUCAAUGCCAACCACCAGCCAGCUGCGCCAAUCACCUCGCAGUAUCCAUACAACAACGCAAUCAACGGCAAGCAAGGAAACGGCAAAGGAGGAUACUUGGUGCCAGAUCCAGAUGACACCGCUCACCAGUACCAAGCUCCCAACCCAAAGACCGAUAUUCGAGGACCAUGCCCCGGUAUAAACACCAUGGCCAACCAUGGCUUCUUGGCUCGCGACGGCAUCACCACUUACAACGAGCUGGUUGAUGCACAACAGAACGUCUACAACGUUGGCUAUGACCUUGCAAAUCUGCUGGCCAUUGCCGGCGUCGGACUCGACGGUGAUCUCGUUGGAACCACCAAGCUCUCUAUCGGAUGCGAUGCCACUUCUCGCACAGCUACUGCAGGCAACGUACUCGCCGAUGAGCUUGGGUUGAACGGCCACAACCAUUUCGAGGCCGAUACUUCCCUCACUCGCAAUGACUACUUCUUGGCGAAUGGCGACAAUUACAGGUGGAACGCAACUCUUUUCACGCAGAUGAUGAGUUACUGCCAGGGCAACUGCAACCUCGAGCACUUGGCCCUCUACCGAUACGCCAGAUACAAUGCAUCCAAGGCAGACAAUGGCAACUUCUUCUUCGGUCCUGGAUCCCUGCUCUUGUACGGAGCUGCGUCCUUCCUUUACGAGCUGUUCCCAACUGCAGGUGGCACUGCUGACGAGGCCACUAUGAUGUCCUUUUUCGGUGCGGACAAGGUUGAUGGCAAAUACGUCUUCAACGGCGGAGAGCGCAUUCCACCCAACUGGCGUGCCCGUGUCGACCCAUACGACAACAACAAGGUCGGCAACCAGAUCAUCUCAAUGUAUCUGCUACACCCAGUACCAUUCGGCGGAAACGUCGGCCCAGGCAACUUCAACGGCUUGAACUACAGCUCCUACAUCACCAACGGCAAUCUGAACCAGCAGACCUCAUCCUACGCCAUGUGCUUGAUCUACCAAGCACUGACCGGAGGUUUCCCAUCAGAACUUGGCCAGCUGGUCAACAUUCCUGUCGCCGUUGAGAAUUCUAUCACUUCCAUGCUUGCACCAAUGGCUCAGAACUUCGGGUGUCCGCUUAACCACAACUCUGGAAGCAGCGCUUCUGGGUCGCAGUAGAAGCAUGACGAUUCUUAUAGCUUAGGACUAUACCCAAAUUAAGCCUACGCGCUAUUCU